Molecule: messenger RNA, 4133 nt
Organism: Etheostoma cragini (Arkansas darter)
Lineage: Eukaryota; Metazoa; Chordata; Actinopteri; Perciformes; Percidae
Gene: fam20ca
Product: FAM20C golgi associated secretory pathway kinase a
Exons: 10
Coding region: 863-2578 (571 amino acids)
Biological process (GO): protein phosphorylation
Cellular component (GO): Golgi apparatus
Molecular function (GO): protein serine/threonine kinase activity
Source: RefSeq, a predicted model, not a curated record
UAGUGCUACAGUAGGCCUACUAGUAUGUGCCAACCUCUUCCUCAUGACGCCACUGAGGCUGGGCUCAGAGGGCUCCGAUCAUAAUAUUUAACACACCCACCCUGGGAUGAACACUUGCAAGGAAGAGAAGGCGUGUAAAGGGGGUGGGGGGGACAAAUGACAACCAGGAUCCCUGCACCUGCCACCCAGUCUCUGAUUUGACUUCAACGAGGCUCGCAGACAGCAGUAACGGGACAGCAUCCAAGCAUCUCAGCGGAUCACCUGUCGUUUUUAUGGAAUUUCCUUUUUUAAUUAUCAAUGUAUCCUAAAUACAAGGAAUGCCAUGUUUUUGUGGACUAUAUCAAUCUCUCCUGUUACUUUUUUUCAGUUAUAACACAUUUGUCAUCUCACUUCGUGCUGGCAGCAACACAAGGAAGCAGAUUUGAGGAAGAAUACCGGCGCUUUUAACAGGACCAUCCCUCCUCCUUCCUGUUACCUCUUCUUAACGAUUUGUUUGGUGGUCCGCCCGCCCGACACCGUGUCAUGUUCACCGAGGCAAUGAAAUAAGAGGACUUCUUGAGUCGCAGCCAGUGAAGCGUCCAGAGCUCACAAUGUGCCCGUCAGUCCACCUGUUUGUCUGGGAAUGAAGAAUUUGGACUAUUGUAAAAUAUACAUAUUUAUAUAUUUAAAAAAAUCAAAGACUGAGCACAUCAUGAAGUUCCUAACAUAGGCAGACGCGCAUUAUGUGUGCAAUGAUCACAGUAAAUCGUCAAGCUAACCUCGCUGCUUUGUCAUCGCAUAACAGAGUUGGACAUCAAUGUCGGUGCAAUAAGGUGCGCUGCGCUUAAAGCUUACUCUGCUUAAAGAAAAAAAUAACAUAAAGAUGAUAUUGUUUCGUAAAUUCAGAGUGUUGAUACUUAUGGUUUUUUUGGUAGCAUGCACCAUGCACAUCAUGAUAGACUUAUUACCGAAACUAGAGAAGCGGGCGACGGGAGCGGACAGCGGGGACGGCGGCUGUCAGUGCGCUCUCCACCCGGCCGGGGAGUCGCAGGGCUGGGGGAAGCAGCGCGCCAGGUCGGCGGCUGAAGCGGGCUGGCCUAACAAGCACACGCUGAGAAUCCUGCAGGAUUUCAGCAACGAGCCGAGCUCCAACCUCACAUCUCAUUCCCUGGAAAAGAUCACAGCAGCCGGGGACAGAGCGGAGUCCUUCAAGAGGAUGAGACCGUUGGAGGGGAAGGCGGAAGACCACAAGCCGCUCAUAGGAGACGCGAGCGGGGGUCGGACAGUCCCUGCCCACAGUAUCUCCCGACUCUCGGCUUUAUUUGAACAUCCUUUAUACAAGGUUGACCUUCCUUUCCUCACGGACGAUGACACUUUGUUUAACGUCAACACUGACAUCAGGUUUUAUCCCAGAGCAACAGGGAACCAAGUAUGGCACAAUGAGGAGGGGAAUGCAGAGGAGGAGGAGUUCUCUCCAACUGGAGAGGUGACGGCAGAAUCGUACCCCAACUGGUUACGCUUCCACAUUGGCAUCAACCGCUACGAGCUGUACUCCAGGCACAGUCUUGUGCUGGACGCACUACAAAAGGACCUGGUCACACAGAGGAUCACCAGCGUGGCCAUGAAAUCAGGGGGCACCCAGCUGAAGUUGAUCAUGACUUUCCAGAACUAUGGACAAGCUCUGUUUAAGCCAAUGAAGCAGACCCGGGAGCAGGAAACCCCUCCAGACUUCUUCUACUUUUCUGACUUUGAGAGGCACAAUGCUGAGAUUGCCGCUUUUCACUUGGACAGGAUCCUUGACUUCCGGAGAGUGCCCCCGGUGGCAGGGCGACUUGUCAACAUGACGAGGGAGAUCAGGGAUGUGACACGUGAUAAGAAGCUGUGGAGGACCUUCUUUAUCUCACCAGCCAAUAACGUCUGCUUCUAUGGUGAGUGCUCAUAUUACUGCUCCACUGAGCAUGCGCUAUGCGGUAAACCGGACCAGAUCGAAGGCUCGCUUGCAGCCUUCCUGCCGGACCUGAACCUGGCCAAACGGAAGACAUGGAGAAACCCUUGGAGACGCUCCUACCACAAACGCAAGAAAGCAGAGUGGGAGGUGGACCCAGAUUACUGUGACGAGGUUAAGCAGACUCCUCCAUAUGACCGAGGCACUCGACUGCUGGACAUCAUGGAUAUGACCAUAUUUGACUUCUUAAUGGGUAACAUGGAUCGACAUCAUUAUGAAACUUUUGAGAAGUUUGGAAAUGACACUUUCAUUAUUCACCUGGACAACGGAAGAGGGUUUGGAAAACACUCCCAUGAUGAGCUGUCCAUCCUGGUGCCUCUCAGCCAGUGCUGCAGAGUGAGGAAAUCUUCUUACCUGCGUCUCCAGCUGCUCGCCAAAGAGGAGUACCAGCUGAGCUCCCUGAUGGAGGAGUCCCUGCUCCGUGACCGACUGUCCCCAGUCUUAAUCCAGCGUCACCUCCAGGCCCUGGACCGCAGGCUCCGGCUGGUGCUGCAGGUUCUGGCAAGCUGCAUAGAGAAAGAAGGUUAUGUUAAUGUUGUGGAGGAAGAUAUAGUCGGGGACACAUCCACCCACAGGAGCCCCGGCCAUAGGUAGUGAGGGCGAGACUCAAGUGUGACAGAAACCACCAGUGACACAUGAACAAUGGACCAGGUCUAUGGCUGUUCGACCAAUGGGAUUGCACCAAAAAGUCCCACUUCUAAAAUCAAGCUGAAUUCAAUGAAUUCCAAGACUUACCAUCAUUGCCUCUCUGGAAACUGCUCUAAAUGUGUUUGUAUAAAAGGAAGUGUCCACAGAUGCUACAAAAGACUGUUCUCACACAGAGGCUUUGUGUUUAUUAGAUACAAAUGUAUUUGUUGUUUAAGACAGAGCGGAACCACUACUGUGUUCUGAUAUUGUUCUGCUUGUUUUGAAUAUGGAGGGUAUCAGUUUGUUUUAUGUGUUUUAUUAUAUUAGUGCAUAACCAAAUGAGAAUGUACACUGACUGGGGCAGCAUAAGGUCAGACAACAAGCUUUAUCAGUUAUCACAAUGUAUGAAAAGGUUGAGAAAGUGUGUUUAAGAUACAAACAUGUUUUACAUGUUUGUAAAACAUGUUAGGCCUUGCACAAACCAAGAAAAUAAGAAUUUCCAAACAGCGUGUUCUCUUUAUCUAUCUUUAUAAGCUUUUUUGUCACGGCACACACUCAGAACAGAGCGAUUGAAAAUGUUAUUUCAUUCUUCUGAACAGUAGAAAUCUGAGUGCAAGUAUAUUUGACACUGUAAUUCACCUUGCCUUAUUCAGAUUUUGUAUCUUUUUUUUUUUUACUUACCCAUCUCCCCUGCAACUCUAGCUUGCACAACAUGCGGUACAACAGCACAAUGCUAAAAUAGUAUUUUCCAAACCAAAAAUAAUGCAAAGACACCAGUGUGCUCGUCAUUUUAUUCAAAUUCACUACCAUUCUUAAAUGCACACCUGAAAUAUCAGUUGUCUGCUCUUAUAUCAUUUUACAAUCAAUGCAAUGCAAAAUGUUAGUUUGUAUGUUGUGUCAUUUAUUAUUAGAUUCCAUGUACAAAUGAAAUGACUAUUUAUUGGUGUGUGACAAAGAAUAAGGGUGUUUAAAUAAAUUAUAGGUUCUGUUGCUUUAUACAUUGGGAAAUAUUUACCUUAGCAUUUUGAUGCUAUUUAAAUCGACAUUCCUUUGAAUAAUAUGUUUAGGUUCACAUGAUAGGAAAACAACAAAGGCAUUGGAUUUUUGACAUUACGUUGUUGAAGUUGUGCUGUGCAGUUUUGUUUUUCCUCCUAACUGUGCUGAGUACUGGCUGAACUGGUACCUGUGCAAUGACAGAAUACAGUACUUGAAUGUUUUUGGGUUGGCAUUAUGGACAGGAUUCAUAGAGCUACAAAAAGUGUAAAGCCUGAGUGGCUGGACUCAAGUCUGAGAAGUGCUUUGGGGGUGAUAUAGGGGUUAAAAUGCCUCAUCCCAGUACAGGGAGAAGAGGCACUGUUCUUUGAUUUUCAUAUUUUCAGUGUAAAUACCUAUAAAUAAUUUGAAGACCUAACAAGCUGCACUGCACAGUGAUUUGCUUUUGUUUUCUGCUAUUGCAUUGUUACUGUGAAGAUCUGUUUACUAAACGAUUAAAGUGUGCAAUAAAAACAAAAGUAAGGACAAA